CAUGACGUCAACAUUUUGCGACACAAGUACACGUCCGAGAUUGCAGCAUUAGGAAUCAGGAAUUAAAGAUUGAACUGCUGUGAUCAUUUUUCCUGAACUGUUGGACGUUCUCCACCUGACCAGCCCUUCACCCCCUCCUGACCAGACUAGAAGUUCACUGGCCCCCAGGAGGAUGAGGCUGCUGCUGCUGCUGCUUCUCUCCGUCUCUGCCAGUGUGUGGUCGGUGCCCAUCGAGCGCAAUGGAGGAAACCAAGAAGUCAAAGAGGAAGAGCAGGAGGAGAAUGGGGACACCGGGCUUUACUACGACAGGUAUCUGAGAGAGGUGAUCGAGGUUCUGGAGACAGACCCUCACUUCAGAGAGAAGCUGCAGACGGCUAACACAGAAGAUAUUAAGAACGGUCGUCUCAGUAAAGAACUGGACCUGGUCAGUCAUCACGUCAGGACUCGCUUGGAUGAGCUGAAGCGUCAGGAGGUGUCUCGUCUCAGGAUGCUGCUGAAGGCCAAAAUGGACAGCACCAACACACAGAGAGAGCAGAUGGACCACGCCUCCCUGCUCAGGCAGUUUGAACAUCUGGAUCCACACAAUCAAAACACGUUUGAGGCCAAAGACCUGGAGCUGCUCAUCUCCACGGCCACAAAGGACCUGGAGAACUACGACGCUGAGCGACACGAGGAGUUCAAGCGCUACGAGAUGCUGAAGGAGCACGAGAGGCGGGAGUAUCUGAAGGGCCUGGACCAGGAGAAGAGGGAGAAGGAGGAGAAGAGGAUGCAGGAGCUGAAGGAGAAACACAGCCAGCAUCCCAAAGUCAACGCUCCGGGUAGCGUCGCUCAGCUGCGGGAAGUUUGGGAGGAGACGGACGGACUGGAUCCGCAGGAGUUCAACCCUAAAACCUUCUUUAAACUGCACGACACAAACGAAGACGGGCUUUUAGACGAGCAGGAGUUGGAGGCUCUCUUCACGAAGGAGCUGGAGAAAGUCUACGACCCAAAGAACGAGGAGGACGACAUGAUGGAGAUGGAGGAAGAGAGACUGAGGAUGAGGGAGCACAUCAUGAACAACGUGGAUACAAACAAGGACCGACUGGUCAGCCUGGACGAGUUCCUCAAAUCCACAGAGAAGCGGGAGUUUCAUAAUCCUAGAGAGUGGGAGACUCUGGACGCCAAGCCGGCGUACACGGAGGAGGAGCUGCAGCGCUUUGAGGUGGAGCUCAGGGACAAAGAGGAGGAGCUAAAGAGGAGGGUGGAGACUCUGCACCAGGAGCAGGAGCUGCUAAACGAGAGGGGCAAAGCGCUGGAGGCCCAGAAGAGGGAGUACCAGCAGGCGGUGUUAGAGAUGUCUCAGAGACAGAAGGAGCAGCAGGUGGCAGAUGCGCUGCCCCCUGCUGGUCCUAACGGAGAACUGCAGUUUCAACCAAAGGCACCGCAACCUGAAGAGAAAGAAACAAAAGCUGAUCAGGAGGCUGAAGUCCCAAAUAAUCUUCCUGCCGAGCCUCCACAGAACCUGCCUGUACAGCCUUAACACACACACGCACACACGCGCACACACACACACACACACACACACACACACACACACACACACUCUCUGAUUUGCACUGAUACACACACACACUGGUGUGAAUUCAGACAGACUCUAUUGUUGUCGUCGUAUCGUUUGUUCGUGUCUGUGGUCGACGUUGGUAUUUUCAUCGUAUUCUCAGAAAUCCGUCAGUGUUGAAACAUUCAAAUACACCUCUGAAAGAAAAAUAAAGUCUUUAUUUAAAACA
Solea solea (common sole) is the source of this 1766-nucleotide messenger RNA. RefSeq names its product nucleobindin 1 (gene nucb1). The coding region runs from base 173 to 1519 and encodes 448 amino acids. The record is from RefSeq and is a predicted model, not a curated record. NCBI's taxonomy places the organism in Eukaryota, Metazoa, Chordata, Actinopteri, Pleuronectiformes, Soleidae. Gene Ontology annotation, molecular function: calcium ion binding. Gene Ontology annotation, cellular component: endoplasmic reticulum-Golgi intermediate compartment; extracellular exosome. The transcript has 14 exons.